CUUGAUGGGUUUUGGAUGGUCACCUUACUUUCAGCGGGUUUUCUAAUAGUCUAGGUCGUUUACAGUUUCUGGCGCUACCUGGGAUACAAUGACAGGGAUUAGGAGUAUGUUGCUUUACAACCGAUAUCAUUACUCGAAACUUUAAAGCCGUAAUUUUUGUUUCGCUUGCUGGAUCAGUUUCAUUCACAUUCUUACUGUUAGCCUGUGCGUUACCACAGUACAAGUAACAGAAUUACUUAGGAGUUUAAUCGUGUUUAGUGUUUGGUGGCCACUAUUCAUGCUGAUAUUUUACAUACUAGCACCAAUUCCAUUGCUGGUCGCUAAAAAUUUCCAGGAAAGCUCCUCAUUGGGGGAUGUGAGUGUUUUCCUGACCACAAUAGUAAUAGUAUCCGCAUAUGCACUGCCUAUACUGUUUGCUCGAGCACCUAAAGAAAAUCCCCUCAUAUUAUGGGGUGCUUGUGGACUUACGUUAUCAGCCAAUACGCUUAUGUUUGCAACCAUCUUCUUUCUGGUUUAUCUGGUGGUCAAGUCUGAUGAUUUCGACAGUGGAUUUUAAUUUCGAAUAGUAAAUCUCUCCCUAAUUUUGACUGAAUUUUAAUGUAGUACUUGUGUAUUCUAAGGAAGCACUUGUUGCUAAAUUCGCGUCAUAUAAGAUGUUAUUUUGCUUUCUACUUAUGUAUAUUUUUCAUUUUAAUAAAUCCCCAAAAAGAUAAACUUUUCUGUUUAAGGACAUUUUAGAAAGUUAUCUCCCGAAGGCAACAUACUUUCUCUGUCUCAUUUUGACUUCUGGCUUUGAUUUAUAUAUGCGAUGAGACGUUGAUAAACUAAUAAUUUUAAUCUUUGGAGUCAUUCUGAAUUCUGUUGAAUCGAGAGAUCCUAACUAAACAGAACAGUCGUUUGUAUAGAGGCACCGCUAUCUUAUACUAGUCUGAGCUUGUACAUGGGGCUUUCCAUGAAUUUCUUCUGCUGCGAUCAGUUUUGUUAUGCAGUUAGGUAGAUGUUUCUAAGUUUGAUUUCGCUCCCACUGUGUUACAAAACUGUGAGGUGUUAGAUAUAUUUUUAGAGAAAUUCAGCUCAGAUAACUCGAAGGUUUCUCACGUGGUUGCUGUGUAAUGUUUAGCUCUGAUGUAAUAAGGCUGUUGCGAUGAAUUAUGUCAUCUGAAGAUAUGCAGAUUAUCCCAACCAAUUUUAUCGAAUAUACACAGUUCUUUCAAGUAGUUUACGUUUGCAGGAUGCAGUGAUUUUACAUACUGUAUUUCCGUCAAACACGUAAAAUACCUAAAGCAUGUUAAACUUUACACAGGUGAAACUAUGUCAUACAUUUUAUUAAGGUGGUAUAUGUGUAUUGUUAACGGAGUAGCUUAUAUAUAGAAGCUUGUAUUUUCCUAUCAAACAAGUAUAAAACUAGCGUAGUGCCAUAUACCAUGUCUAGAGAAUGAAGGUUAACAGCUCUGCUUAUCCGCCCAAGUUGUUGCUGGUGGAUCAGCGCCGGAAUCUGUGGUCAAGCAUUCAAAUAGCUCAUCCACUCCUUGAGUUUAUCUUUCGUUUAAAAAGAUAUAUGUGAAGUAGCUCCAAGCUUUCGUGCAAGAGGGAUUCUAGUUUUGAAAUUCCGAAUGAGUUUCUAGGGUUUUCGUCUCACAAUUACAUUUAUCAGUUGAUUGGUUAGCUUUGGUACACCAGAAGGUUUAUGAGCUAGGCUUUCUGGAAACAGAAGUAUUCCCUUUGAUCUUGGAAGCAAUAGCGUUAAUGGAAAACUUAUUGAUCGUCUUAAUUUUACUCAUCUGAACUGUAUUUCCGCCUUAUGAUUAAAAUCUAUCAGUGCCUAAAAAACUAUGGUGAAACUGAUGGUAUUUAUAUCAGAAAACAAGUAAACUAAAGUGCAAAACUUAGUCCAUGAUGAAACAAUAACUGAACACUACACACCAUAGGUUUUACUCAAUGAACUCGAAAAUCCAUACUGUAUGCAACUGAGAAACCUCUGCAUCCAUAAACCACCAAGUUCCGCUUUGGAUUAGUUUUCUGAAAUAUCUGGUAAUAAUCCGAGCGGAAUUAGCUAAAGCUUUAUGGAUAGAGCUACUAAUUUACCGUCCCUAUGUAUCCAUGUAAGGUGAGACUUGAAAACGAAAUAUAGAAAUUGUGUAAGUAGUUCCUGACAGGAAAUAAUGUAAUCCGACACCAACAUUUCAGCCUAUUUACUGGUUGGGGAUGUUUGCUGACAAUAGGAAACAACCAGUCAUAGUGGAGUUCACUUUUUAAUUUUUCUAUCAACCACGAGUUUCGUGUUAUCCAUACUUGUCAUUUCCCUAUCCUAUUUAUUAUCUGCAAACUAUAGUCCUUAUAUUUAGAUCUCCACUUCACUUGAAACUAACUCCUCUCUAUUAAUUUCUAUCUAGUUAGUUUAGGUUUGCUGAUAUGAGGUGAGCUGACUUAAACCAAAACAUAUUACUAUUUCUGAUGUUGUCUGUGACCGGCUGUUUCACUGGAGCAUUCUUUCUAAUCACUGUUCAUAUAUUAAGUCAUUGAGUUCAAAGUAGAAAGGUCUAAACUUAGACAGAUACAAACAAAUCUAGGUUAUUUGUGGAAGUUAGUGUUUCUUAUCAUAUCCCUCUGAUUGAUGCUGUACACAGUCCUAUGUAGUUUUGGUGGUGGUUGUGCAACAACAUUGGAAAAGCUUUGUAGAAUUGUAUUUAACAAUGAUAAACUAUAGUUAUUUCAUACUUUCCCAUUGUUAGCAAGUGUAAGUAUCCCUCAGAUAUUAUAAAUGAUGUUUUGUUAAUGGACUUUUUGACAAAAGCUUGUUCGAAUUGUAAAAAUACACACAUUGAUUUCACUCAUACUUGAUAUUUAGUUAACAAGUAUGAAAUCUAAAGAAGAAUAAACGGAAUUAUUGCGAAAAGCCGAGUUGCAUGUCUUACUGAACUAAGUUCACAUUAAGUUGGUACGGUGAAAGUAUAAUAUAAAGAAGGGUACAUCAAAAUCGAAGUGAAUUUCAGGCAUUUUGGGCAAAAUUCAAAAUAAACGACGUCUUAUAUCACAUAUACUGAAUGAGCAGCAAAAACCUUUCGAUAGUACUGAGAAUGUUUAAAUCCAAAAGUGAGGAUUAUUUUUUAAGAUCAUAGAGUAAAGGUGUUAGUGUUAAAAUCAUAAAAUGAUCAAUUACUUUCUUUAUGGAUUGUAUAUAAAAGGGGAAUCAACACUACGUUUAAAUCUUAAACUUAGGUCUUAAAAAAGGAAUUAACGGCGUUAUGCUUUAUAAACGGACUAUUCAGACAUAAGAUAACGUUUGGGUUUUUGCACAAAAUUCAUUCAUCGUACAGAUACAGAGCAUUUUUGUAUCUUAGAUGAUAUAAUUUUGUAAAACCAUAUUACGUUGGUUUUUGACUGGUCAUUUAGCAUCAUACCUUCUAACAUUUAAAAAUAAUGAAAACUGGCCAGCCACACAUAUCAUUGAGCUUAUUGCUUUACUAACCCAGUUAGAUAUUCAAAAUUUUAUUUAAUAUACAAAAUAUAACACAACUAGGCACAAAAGCGCAAGUCCUACAUCAAAUACAGGAAUAUUGUCGUGAAGAUAUGGGGGGGGGUAGAUACAAUGAAAAUACAGGUGAACAAAUAUGGUUUAAUUAAGAAAAAUACAACCAAGAAAGAAUCUUUUCUAGUUAAAUGAGUUUCUCUGUUGUGAAGAAUAUAGGAGAAACAAAUAGCUUCAUUAAUGGCUUUUAUGCUAAGUCAUAUCCGGUAGAGUUUAAAGACACUGGAUUGUGCUAACUCUAAGGUCCCAAUAAGAGGUUUGUGUUAGAACUACAGAAACCAAUCCUGUACAGCUUUUUUUUCCGUACAACAUUACUUUGUCUUAGAUUGACUACCGGUGUAGAAAGCCCGAUGAUUUCAAGGCAUAAAUCCAUAUCACGAGUAAAUCAUUAUUGUAAUACAGAUCAGUUGUGCUUAACCACUUUGAUAUACUAGCUUGAACACUAGGAAAGAACAUUCACAUCUCACUGACUACUUAAAAUUUAAUCAGCUUAGAGGGUGGGAUAGGUUUAUUAUUUAUUCUUGAUUGAAUCUUGGUAGAUUCCCAUAUGUAAGAAGAUGAAGUCUACAAAUAUAUGUUCGCGUUUCAGUUUGUCAUCUUUUUAAAACUUGGAAACAGCUGUAUAUAGUUCUAAUCAAACUAAGCCUCAAUAUAAAAUUAAACCGGAAGCAAAAUCAAUAGACAUCAGUUUUUUAUUCACUUAAAGAUGGUUAUGAAAUAGGGGUCUAGUUGUUUUCUGCAAAUUAACCAAAAAACUAAAGUUACAGUCUGUAUUGUUAUCAUUAAUCUUUAGACUGUUUUUAUUUGAUUUAUAAAAUUGCUUACGACAUAAAUAGUCCUAUUUAAUACCACUUUCAAUAAUUUGUUGAUAUGUAAUAUUUAAGUUUAUUGAUUCAUAGAUACAAAAUUAUGUACUCACUAAAACUGUAAAGACUUUUUAUAAAUGAAUUAUUGUUAUAUGAACUGUAUGUUUUGUCAUCUUUAGACUAUAUUAAUUUAAUUCAUUUUAUGUGUUUAAAUUUUUGUUCUCUAUUAAAUAUUGAUAAUUGUAAUUUGUUUGAUCACAUGUUUCCUAAUGUAUAAAUUAUUCAUAUUUCACUAAUAUUUUGUAAAAUAGGUGAAUAGAAUUAUAUUCAUUGUAAUAUUGAUUUUUAUUUUACUCACUUAAAAAAAUUUAACCGCCAAAUUAUUAAAUGAUUUAUUUC
Molecule: messenger RNA, 4734 nt
Organism: Schistosoma mattheei
Lineage: Eukaryota; Metazoa; Platyhelminthes; Trematoda; Strigeidida; Schistosomatidae
Source: the annotation of a GenBank genome assembly